Messenger RNA from Didymodactylos carnosus, 854 nucleotides. Lineage: Eukaryota; Metazoa; Rotifera; Eurotatoria; Philodinida; Philodinidae. The record is from the annotation of a GenBank genome assembly.
UGGCGCGAAUAGUAGCGCGUUUUAAGUGGCGCCACUAUUCGCGCCAAAAUGUGAAAAGUGAUUUGAAUCAAGAGAUACUUUGCUGCCCGUCGAUUCACAUAAUAAGCUCUUCAGAAAAAAAAUUUGGACCGAUUCUGUUCCCCGUAUAAAAAGUCGAUUUUGCGCUAAUGAACCACGCCUAUACUCCGACAAACAACUCGAUGAUCUUCUUAUUGGUGUCGUAAUGGCAAAAGCAUCGAAUAAUGUUUUAAACGGAGAAUUGUUAUUCCCGUUUGCAUAUUUAAUUCCAGAAGAUGUCAAAUAUUCUUAACCCCCAACGUCACCUCCAGUCAGAUCAAUAACAAAUUCACCACAAAUACGAAAUGAAAGAUCGAACACGUUGUAAGUAAUAAUAUUUAUUGUACGUCCUACGUCUAUACAAAUGCUAACUUCAUUUUUCUGAAUGAAAGUUUUGUGGUAAAAAACGUUUUUCUAUCUAUAGCUCGUUUUCCGUACCAGAAGCGUUACAUAGCCGGAAUAAAGAUCGAUCGCGCAGUCCUCACCGCUCACACUUGGUUGGCACGCGUCAAUCUACUUUAAACUCACCACACACGUCUUCAUCUAACACCAUUCAUCCGCGUUUUCAACUUGAAUCUUCGUCAACUUUGACUUUGCAACCAACUGCAGGUGAUCUUAAUCGCUCGAGAAGUUUAACAUCACCUCAGCACGAACGACCAGCAACAAUCGCCGAUGUCACAAAUUUUCAACAGGAGGACAUCGGAAGAUAUCAUGAAGCUAGUCGAAGAAUUCCCCCAACGAGUGUACAAGGUGCAGCAAUUUUUCGUCAUGCAGACGAGAUCUUGUCUGUCGAAUAG